UAAAGGAACUGUUCCAGGACCAGUUCUGAGCAUAGAGGUGUUCCGCUCGGCGGAAAUGACGCAUCGUUGAUUUGAUGUCAAAGGUCACGAAAAUUUUCUCAACUUCCUUUCCUGCUAACAGUGGCCACAGAAUAGCACCAAGAUGGGCAAAUUCAUGAAACCUGGGAAGGUGGUGAUGGUCCUUGCUGGGCGCUACGCUGGUCGUAAAGCUGUUAUCGUCAAGAACAUUGAUGAUGGUACCUCAGACCGCCCUUAUAGCCAUGCACUGGUCUCUGGCAUUGACCGCUACCCCCGCAAAGUGACCACAACCAUGGGCAAGAAGAAGGUUGCCAAGAGGUCCAAGAUCAAGGCUUUCGUAAAGGUGUACAACUACAAUCACCUCAUGCCCACCAGAUACUCUGUGGACAUUCCUCUGGACAAAACAGUCGUCAACAAGGAUGUCUUCAGAGACCCUGCCCUGAAACGCAAAGCCAGGCGGGAGGCCAAGAUUAAGUUUGAGGAGAGGUACAAGACAGGCAAGAACAAAUGGUUCUUCCAGAAGCUUAGAUUCUAGGCGUUCAUUGGUUUCACUAAUAAAUGUAUAAUAAAAAAAA
This is a messenger RNA of Oncorhynchus mykiss (rainbow trout), 593 nucleotides long. RefSeq names its product large ribosomal subunit protein eL27. Gene Ontology annotation, biological process: translation. Gene Ontology annotation, cellular component: ribosome. NCBI's taxonomy places the organism in Eukaryota, Metazoa, Chordata, Actinopteri, Salmoniformes, Salmonidae. The record is from RefSeq and is a predicted model, not a curated record. Gene Ontology annotation, molecular function: structural constituent of ribosome.